AAAUUUAAGAAGCUUAUUCUACCAGCAUUAAAAAAGUUCGAGAAGUUGGAAAUAUUGUCCCUUGCGGAUCUUCCUUCAGUCAAGGGUCAGUUCUUGAAGGAGUUUGUUACUGCUAGAGGACAGACCCUGAAGCAGCUAAUUUUGACCAACUCUGGGAAAUUAUCUGAUUCUUCUAUCAAAAUCAUCUCUGAAAACUGUCCCAAUUUAACCGUGCUUGACCUGGCUAACGUAUGUAAGUUGACGGAUUCUUCUUUGGGCUACCUUGCAAAUGGCUGUCAAGCUCUGGAGAAAUUGAUUUUUUGUCGCAACUCUUUUAGUGAUGAAGCUGUAGCUGCAUUUGUAGAAACCACAGGCCGUUGUCUGGAGGAGCUAUCACUAAACAAUGUUAAGACGGUUGGCCACAACACGGCCCUAGCAAUUGCCAAACAUUCAGAAAAGCUUGUGUUUGUGUUUCGAUUGUGUAAAUUAAAACUUUAAUAUGUUUUUACAUAUUUAUUUAAAUAAUUAAUUUUUUAAAUUAAAAAUAUUAUGAAGGACCAAAAUC
Camelina sativa (false flax) is the source of this 544-nucleotide messenger RNA. The record is from RefSeq and is a predicted model, not a curated record. Lineage: Eukaryota; Viridiplantae; Streptophyta; Magnoliopsida; Brassicales; Brassicaceae.